AAUCAAAUCGCAGAAGAAGAGCGCUUUGUCGGUGGAGGGCUUUGAGUCGCAGCGUGUAACUUUUAGCUUUUGUAAAUUUGAUUGUUGUUACAUUUACUCCGAACGAUUUCAGCUGCAGCUUAGUAGCUGAUUUGUAAUUCGUCGACGGUACCUUAUAUUCAGUGAACUACACGAGCGCCAUUUUAUCGUGUAUUCUGACCUGUUAGCCAGCUUGCUAACGAUCACUUCCUUAACUGUUGUAGCUUGCAGCUAACGUUAGCUAGGUUUGUGCUAACAUGUCUGGUGAAAGUGUGAUUAGGGGACCAUCAGGGAGCAACGACUGUCGCAUAUACGUCGGGAAUCUCCCCCCUGACAUCCGCUCAAAGGACGUUGAAGACUUGUUUUACAAAUAUGGAGCCAUUCGUGAUAUUGAUUUGAAAAACCGAAGAGGAGGACCACCAUUUGCCUUCGUGCAGUUCGAGGACCCGAGGGAUUCUGAGGAUGCUGUUUACGGACGGGAUGGUUACGACUAUGAUGGCUACCGCCUCCGCGUCGAGUUCCCUAGAAGUGGAAGGGGAGGGGGGGGUGGUGGUGGUGGUGGCGGCGGAGCAAUGGGACCCCCAAGAGGAAGGAAUGGCCCCCCCUCCCGACGCUCAGAGAACAGGGUUGUUGUGUCAGGUCUUCCUCCCAGUGGAAGCUGGCAGGACCUGAAGGAUCAUAUGCGAGAUGCAGGCGAUGUAUGUUACGCUGAUGUGUACCGUGAUGGAACCGGGGUAGUGGAGUUUGUACGCAAAGAAGAUAUGACCUACGCUGUCCGUAAAUUGGAUAACACCAAGUUUCGCUCUCACGAGGGAGAGACGGCCUACAUUCGUGUGAAGACCGACGGUCCUCGCAGCCCCAGCUAUGGCCGUUCUCGCUCUCGGAGCCGCAGCAGGAGCCGCAGCCGAAGCAAGAGUGCGUCGCGCAGCUACUCCCCACGUCGCAGCAGAGGGUCUCCACGUCCCCGGCGUUCAGUCUCUCGCUCCCGCUCCCGCUCUCGCUCCCGCACCUAGAUUCACUUCAGCUAAAGCAGUGGUGUGAAUCAGAGCCGGAGAGGAAAUCUUCACGUCACUCAACAGAUCCUGUAUACCCACCACGGAUCAUCAUCAGAUGUGUUCCCCCGUUUAAACCGUCUUGUGUGUUCCCCCAAUUUUUGUUGCAGUUUUUGAGUUUUUGUUAGUUUUCAUUUUUUGCAGAACAGAUAAGUCUGGUCUGUGUACAUGGCCCCUUCUGACUGUUCUUUCUUUUAUCCCUUCUCAUCAUUGUUUUUCUGCUAGCCAUCUCUGCUCCUUCUCUUUUACUUUUCUUCUACUAAUUGUCCUCGUUGUAUGCUUUAUUUAGUUUUGUUUGGAAAGAUUUUCCUUCUUUUAAGCAUAUACUACUGUCCUUUUGACUUUCUUGUGUGUCUCUCUGUAGAGUUCAGAGGAACAGGAUAGGAUGGGAAGAGAGGAAACAGUUCAUAUUAAGAUAAACAGGAGGAGGAGGAGUCAAAUAUGGCGCCAAUGGUAUGAUGGCUGUGCCUUGUCAACUGUGAAAUCUGCUUUAUAAGGCUGUUCAGUUUUAGUUUUUUUUUUCUUUCUUUUUAACGUACACUUGACAAUAGAGUGCUGUUGAAUGUUUUCAGGUGUAACAAGUUGUAUUUGGAGACCCAAAGCUUGUGUUUUUUGCUUUUGCUCAUCUUUUAGUAUCCAAAGUAAAUCUUAGUUUUUUUUGGGAUUGACUGUAGAUGGUGUCCCUUGUUUCUCUCAAAGUAAACUCCCUCUCAGAUGCAUUUAUUGACUUUUUUUUUUUUUUUUUUAAGUAUUUCCGAAGGUGUGAUUCUAACUUGCCUCCUUCUCUUUGGUUCUGCUGGUAUUCUGAAGGUUUGGACUGGGCUCAUUGUCUCCCCAUACCGGAGCCGGAUCAGGAUUCAGGAUCAGAUUAGGAAUAGGCUUCAGGAUGGAUACAUGGAGCAGGAGCAUGGGAGCAUUUUACCGGGAGAGGAUCCUGACCCCCGGCCCUGUCCACAUAAGUCCAUCAAAACCGGAAAACACAUUGUAGUGAAAUAAUCAAACAAAAUUGGCUUUCAAAUAAUCCAAAUUCAUUUCCUUUUUUUUCCAUUUUGUAUGGGACCUCAGAGGCACAGUUACUGGCGGCACUGUGACAAGCGAUUAUUUGUCUUUUUUUUUAAUUAUACAAAAAAGAAGAGCAAAACCAGGAGGAGGGCUGGGAGGUGCAGGAUGGAUCCACACGCUAAGGAGAGUGGUAAACAGUGGGCAUCCAUUAACAGUGGAGGAGGGAGGGGAGAGGGAGGACUGUGGUUUGUAUCUCUUUUUUUAGGUCAGUCUUUUCCUGAGGAGGAUGAUUUCUGGUUUUCUCAAGUAUAAUCUCCAGUAUCUUAAAGCUUUAUUCUCUUUUAAUAAAACUUUCAAUAAAUUAG
This is a messenger RNA of Micropterus salmoides (largemouth bass), 2437 nucleotides long. RefSeq names its product serine and arginine rich splicing factor 1b (gene srsf1b). Bases 276 to 1031 code for a protein of 251 amino acids. Gene Ontology annotation, cellular component: ribonucleoprotein complex; cytoplasm; nucleus. The record is from RefSeq and is a predicted model, not a curated record. NCBI's taxonomy places the organism in Eukaryota, Metazoa, Chordata, Actinopteri, Centrarchiformes, Centrarchidae. Gene Ontology annotation, molecular function: mRNA binding. The transcript is spliced from 4 exons.